AUGGUGAAGAUCAGAUGGCGACUUCUUUGUCUCGUUCAGUUGUUUGGGAGGAGACGGGCCGAGGAGAACAGUCCCAGGUGUUGGGUCAGUGUGAAGGUGUUUGGGAAUGAACUCAGUGCUUUUACCUGUGAAGACCUCCACAGUGACAUCAACCAGCUGUCUCUGAGCAUGGCCCAACUGGCUGUAAAACUGCUGAAGGGUCAGGAGGUUCAGCUGAAUCACAGAGCUGUGUUAAUGACAGAAGAGCUGCUGUUGCCUUCUCUGUCCGGUUUACCCGUCAAACUGGGCAUCAACAUGACCUCCCUGCUUUCACUGAAGCUAAAAGGCAACGCAAACUACAGGGACAUGGCUCAUUUCUCACUGACAGGAUACAUCAAACCCAAUGCCUUUGUGGGGCUGUGGGCCAGGAUGGGGGUUGACGGGGCUUUGGGUCAGGCUGCGGUGGAGUGGGUGUCAGACCUGAGGAGUUCCACCAGUCUGGAUGGAAAUGUUCAGCUGCAGGAAGGACAGGACCUCAGAGUCACACUCAACACGCCUGAAGACGUCAUGGACAUCAUUUCAUUCAGACGAUACAAGAUGAAAGCGGUGGAAAAAGUCAAGUACAUGAGCGGAGAAGAGGGAGGAGUGGACGGCCAGGACAGCACAGUGCGUGAUUCCACAUCAUCUCUGUUUUCUCUUUCAAUCAUCUCCAACGGGGCUUUGACUCGACAUUAUGAUGACGUCGUGUGUCCUUUUCAAGAAAAAGGAUGCAUGUUAUAA
Molecule: messenger RNA, 759 nt
Organism: Sphaeramia orbicularis (orbiculate cardinalfish)
Lineage: Eukaryota; Metazoa; Chordata; Actinopteri; Kurtiformes; Apogonidae
Exons: 4
Coding region: 1-759 (252 amino acids)
Biological process (GO): lipid transport
Molecular function (GO): lipid carrier activity
Source: RefSeq, a predicted model, not a curated record